AACAACACCACACCAUGGACAUGGAAGAAUACUUUGGCCUGCCAUACUUGUGCUUCUACGGCUCCUGCUUCCUGCUUGCAGUCGUAGCCCGUGUCCUGCUUCUCAGCGGCGAGAAAGCUGGCCCGCAGCGGCUGCCUCCGGGCCCAGGGCAGCUGCCGGUGAUCGGCAGCCUCCACCACCUGCGGCGGGGGCUCCCGCACCACACCAUCCGCGAGCUCUCGCUCCGUCACGGCCCGCUGAUGCUGCUAAGGAUCUGCGAGCGCACGGCCAUCGUGGUCUCCUCCGCUGAGGCUGUGGGGGAGAUGUUGAAGGGCCAUGACGCCGCCUUCUCAGAGCGGCCGAGCAGCCCGUGCAUCGAGGAGCUGUCGAGGGACGGUCAGGGAGUCAUCUUCGCGCCGUACGGCGACCACUGGCGCCUCCUGCGCCGCAUCCUCAUGACAGAGCUGCUCAGCAAGCGGCGCGUGGAGUCGUUCCGCCACAUCCGCGAGGAAGAGGCGGCCCGCCUGGUGUCGUCUCUGUCGUCCCUGCCUCCGGGACAGCCCGUCGACAUGGACGAGCGGCUGGAGGUGUUCGUCGCCGACUCCUCCGUGCGCGCCAUCUUGGGCGACCGGCUGCCGAACCGCGCCGCGUUCCUGAGGAUGAUCAAGGCAGGGCAGGAGCCCUCGUCGCUGUUCGACCUCCGCGACCUGUUCCCUUCGUCGUGGCUCGUGCAGAUGCUGCCGCGGAGCCGCAAGGCGGAGCGGCACCGGCAGGUGAUGUUCCGGCUGAUGGACGACAUCCUUGCGAGCCACAGCCAAAGGAGGAGCGAUAGCCAAGUUGGUGGUGGCGCCGAGCAGGAGGACAUGGUCGACGUGCUGCUGAGGAUCCAGAAGGAGGGCGACCUGCGUGUUUCUCUCAACCAUGGAGUCAUCAGGGCGGCGCUGAUAGACGUGCUUGGUGCAGCACUUGACACAUCAACGACUACCCUCCAAUGGGCUAUGGCCGAACUAAUCGCAAACCCAGCUGUGAUGCACAGGGCGCAGCUAGAGAUUCGGUGCGCAAUGUCAGGGCAACGACAAAGCGUGCAUGAGGCGCCUCUACAGGACCUGCAGUACCUCAAGGCAGUUAUCAAAGAGACCUUGCGACUCCAUCCUCCUGCCCCCUUCUUCCCAAGGGUAUGCUUGGAUGACCGCGACAUCCAGGGGUACCACGUGCCGCGGGGCACAAUGGUCAUUACGAAUGUUUGGGCUAUUUCCAGGGACCCUAAAUACUGGGAGGACCCGGACAUGUUUCUACCAGAAAGAUUUCUGGACGGUGACCACCGCUCGUUGGACUACAAGGGGCUCGAUUUUCACUUCACUCCCUUCGGGGCUGGCCGGAGGAUGUGCCCUGGGAUAAGCUUCAGCCAUAUGAAUGCUGAGAUCGCUCUGGCCAGCCUCCUGUACCAUUUUGAUUGGGAGCUGCCAGAUGGAGAGGAGAUUGACAUGACAGAGCUGUGGGGUGUUACUGUCAAAAGGAAGGCUAAGCUACUUUUACAUCCCAUUCCUCGUAUUCCAGCGGAUUAAUUCAUGAACCACAAAACAUGUUUCGCAUCCCCCCGUUCCUUGUAAUCACUA
This is a messenger RNA of Zea mays, 1595 nucleotides long. RefSeq names its product cytochrome P450 71D8. The transcript has 2 exons. The record is from RefSeq and is a predicted model, not a curated record. Bases 15 to 1544 code for a protein of 509 amino acids. Lineage: Eukaryota; Viridiplantae; Streptophyta; Magnoliopsida; Poales; Poaceae. Gene Ontology annotation, molecular function: iron ion binding; heme binding; monooxygenase activity.